AGCGGGGAGGCGUGCAGGGGCGGGCGGGACGAGCAGGCCCUGGGCCCGCGCCGCACCCGGUCUGAAGGCGGAGGCCCGGCCGCGCUCCUCCGAGAAGCCACCAGGGGGUCUGGGGCUUUCGCUGGGAGAGGGGACGUCGCUCGGCGCUCCGCCCCGACGGCAGCACUGGGGGCCCGGGGCGGGCGGGAAACGCGGGUUCCUGCGGGCUCCGGGCCCCAUCCUCGGUUCGCAUCGCGCACGGACAGGAACCCGCGGGCUCCGAAGAAAGAGCCCGUGAAUGCGGAGUCCCCGGGCCCCGUGGCUGCUUGACGCGACCCCAGACGCCGGAGGAAAGAAAGGACCCAGGGGCCCAGGGGCCGCCGCCGCCGUCGCCGCUUCUGCGCCUGCUCAGCGCGCUGCCUUGUGGGUACUCUCGGGGUGAGACGAGGCCAGAGCCAAGUGCGGCUAGAGCGUCCCUCCCGGCUCUCACGCCCGGGGCCAUAACGGCUAGAGCGCCGCUCCCUGCUCGACUGUCUGGCGGCCUUGGCGGCUAGAGCGUCCCUCCCCAGCUCGAAUGCCCGGCGGCCGCGGCGGCUAGAGCGUCGCUGCUCAGCUCGGAUGCCCGGCGGCCGCAGCGGCUAGAGCGUCACCUUCCCUCGGGGAACCGCGUGUGACCUUCCAGCCCGCGGACCGAUGCUGCCGGCGGCCGCUCGCCCCCUGUGGGGGCCGUGCCUUGGGCUUCGGGCCGCUGCGUUCCGCGUCGCCAGGCAGCAGGUGCCGUGUGUCUGUGCCGUGCGACAUGUGAGAAGCAGCAGCCAUCGGAGGGGUGAAGCCCUUGCUGGUGCACCCCUGGAUAACGCCCCGAAGGAGUACCCCCCCAAGAUUCAGCAACUGGUCCAGGACAUCGCCAGCCUCACUCUGCUGGAGAUCUCAGACCUCAACGAGCUCCUCAAGAAAACGUUGAAGAUCCAAGAUGUGGGGCUUGUGCCGAUGAGUGGUGUGAUGCCUGGGGCUGUCCCUGCUGCCGCAGCCCAGGAGGUGGUGGAAGAAGAAAUCCCCAAACUGAAAGAACAGACGCAUUUCACUGUCCGCCUGACCGAGGCCAAUCCUGUGGACAAAGUGAAACUGAUCAAGGAGAUCAAGAACCACAUCCAGGGCAUCAACCUCGUCCAGGCAAAGAAGCUGGUGGAGUCCCUGCCCCAGGAAAUCAAAGCCAAUGUCGCCAAAGCUGAGGCGGAGAAGAUCAAGGCAGCCCUGGAAGCGGUGGGCGGCACCGUGGUUCUGGAGUAGCCUCCAGCGCCGAGGACUUGUGUUGAGGGGUCCCUGGGACCGGGUGAGGCUCCGCCCUCCCGUGGCCGCCGGCUGCACCCCCAGCUCCAGGCGCCCAGAGGAGCAGUUUGGGAGUGAGCACCGCGUGCGCUACGCGGCGAGGCCGGACAGGCCGCACAGACCUGUGGCAGGGAGGGAGGGGCGGCUGCUGCCUGGUGAGGGCACUGGGAGGCCACCAGGACGCGCCACUGGUGAAUGUGCCUCUGGUGGCCGCUGAGAAGAAUACACUGUGCAGCUGAGUG
Messenger RNA from Saimiri boliviensis boliviensis (Bolivian squirrel monkey), 1550 nucleotides. RefSeq names its product mitochondrial ribosomal protein L12 (gene MRPL12). Gene Ontology annotation, cellular component: ribosome; mitochondrial large ribosomal subunit. Gene Ontology annotation, molecular function: mRNA binding; structural constituent of ribosome. NCBI's taxonomy places the organism in Eukaryota, Metazoa, Chordata, Mammalia, Primates, Cebidae. Gene Ontology annotation, biological process: translation. The record is from RefSeq and is a predicted model, not a curated record.